ACUGGAGUAGUCGUGGUUUUAAACUCAUGUUGGACGGAUUUAAAGUGGAUGAGCUUAGUUUUCACCGCUUUAAAACACACAGUUCGAUUCUUUGUUGCUUUUUCCGACGGCAAGCCAAAAUGCAGUCCCAUUUCUCCAGAGCGGACUGGUCUGUGCUGCUCUGUUGUUAUUCAUGGUAACGUUUCCGGCCGCGUCAAGGUCCCGCCGGAGCUCCAGUUUUAACAACUUGUCAUUGUGUUUGCCAUGCCUUUCUCUCCGCAGAUUUUACCACAGUUCGCUAUAUGAGUUUCAGUAUUUGUUUUUCGCUGAGAUGAAGUUGCAUUGCGACGUCGAGGUGGUGAAUCGGAUGCUUCCCACCUUCGGCAUGAAGAAUCGAGGGAAGGGCGCAAGGGCCGUGCUCUCGCUUGGAGUGGUUAAGCCACGCAGCAGCAUCUACAUGAUGAUCUGCACCGCAAAGGACCGAGCGGGGUCAAAGUACAAGUUGAGAGACAACAUAGAGAGGUUCUUCACGUCGUUCGUAGAGGAGGGCAAGGCCACUGUGAGGCUAAAGGAGCCUGCCGUUGACAUAUGUCUGAGCAAGGCUCAUGUCAAUAGCUUGAAGAGCUUCCUCAGUUUGGUUCGUUUGGCAGAUAGAGGAAGUGAUGCAAGCAGCCUUCCUCUCUCCACGCUCACUGCUGUUAAGGCCAAGGAUGUGGAAAAACCUAAGAAAAAACUCACUAUUGUUUCCAAGAAAGACUACCCACUCACCUCCAACUUCCCGUAUUCUCUGGAACACCUCCAGGUGUCCUAUUGCAAGUUGUCACGUGUUGACAUGCGAAUGCUGUCCCUUAAAGCUCUCCGCAAGCUUGACCUCAGUAACAACCACAUUAAGAAGCUCCCUGCCACAAUUGGUGAUCUCAGCUGCCUGGCUGAACUUGUCCUCCACAACAAUCACCUGGAGAGCUUCAGCGAGGCCCUCUGCCUGUCCUCGCUGCAGCAGACCCUCCAACACUUAGACCUCAGCCAAAAUCGACUACAACGCCUUCCCUCACAGUUCUGCCAGCUUCGGGAGCUGAUCAACCUCAAGUUGGAUGAGAAUAAGCUUGUCUGGCUUCCCCUCAGCGUUGGCCGCCUCUCAAAGUUGAGGUUCCUGUCGGCAGCGCAUAACCAUCUGGCCGUGCUACCCAGCGACUUCCGUAAGUUGAGCCUGGAGAACUUGGACCUGUUUGGGAACCCCUUCACCCAGCCCAAUCCCCUGGACCACUCCGUCCACCUCACAUUCCCCCUCCCACUUCAGGAGAUAGCUGCCAGGACUGUGGUCAACCUCAGGAAAUCAUACGGACCUCACCUCAUCCCUGCUCACUUAUGUUGCGACCUGGAAAUGGCAAAGAGGUGCAACUGCGGCUAUUUCUGCAUCAACUUUUACAUCAAGACAACGGUGAGAAUGAACCUGCACCAGGUCUCUCACACAGUGGUCCUGGUGGAUGACAUGGGAGGCACACAUGCCCCAGUACAACAAUACUUCUGUUCCCUCUCCUGCUACUCUGUGUUCCUGGACAAAUCCCUCCAGGGAGGAGUUAGAUGAGAGACAGCAGACUCUUAUUUUGGCAAGUGGAAAUCACAAUAGCCUUGUUCCAGAUUGAGUUAAGCUGUAAACUUCUGAAUGUUGUUACAGUUACACUAUGUUUCACAAGACAUAGUUGUGGGGUAGGUGGUUACUCGAUAGAAGACUGAAAAAAAGAAUUUGCAGCGGUACAUAACUUCGGUGCAGUGGUGCUGGGUUUUUGGAACAGUAUUGACUCUUAAGAACGUUGUUAUAUAAAGCACUUUAAGCUGCAUGUUUAACUCAGUUUCGACAUUUAAUGCACAUCCCUCAUUUCAAAGAAGGGGAUAAAUGGCAAGUGUUGGCAGCUUCUUUCUUCUUUUAGUAUGCAGAUAAACAAUGCAGCAAUGACUAUAACACUGGCAUUUUGGCUGUACUAUGCUUUUGCUAAAUUGUGUACACUCUUGUUUAAUUUCAUUCAUCCUCUGUUAAUAAUUGUAUUGUUCCUCAUGUUGCAAAAUGACAGCGCCCCUACCUCAGAGUCCUAUGAUGUAAGUGAAGACCAAGUAAAGUUGGAGAUACAUAUUUCAUAUUCCUCUUGGCUUACCAAAUAGAAAAAGGGGUCAGUUUUUACUGUUUUGACAGUCAAUGUUUUAUAAAUACCUGAAAAUCUUAAUAAAUUGAACAUACUUGUG
Messenger RNA from Lampris incognitus (smalleye Pacific opah), 2217 nucleotides. It is a transcript of the gene lrr1, whose product is annotated as leucine rich repeat protein 1. The transcript has 5 exons. The record is from RefSeq and is a predicted model, not a curated record. Bases 173 to 1564 code for a protein of 463 amino acids. Gene Ontology annotation, molecular function: protein binding. NCBI's taxonomy places the organism in Eukaryota, Metazoa, Chordata, Actinopteri, Lampriformes, Lampridae.